This is a messenger RNA of Hydractinia symbiolongicarpus, 726 nucleotides long. RefSeq lists its product as uncharacterized. Gene Ontology annotation, cellular component: cytoplasm. NCBI's taxonomy places the organism in Eukaryota, Metazoa, Cnidaria, Hydrozoa, Anthoathecata, Hydractiniidae. The record is from RefSeq and is a predicted model, not a curated record. Gene Ontology annotation, biological process: cellular response to oxidative stress. The transcript is spliced from 3 exons. Bases 204 to 506 code for a protein of 100 amino acids. Gene Ontology annotation, molecular function: glutathione disulfide oxidoreductase activity.
GUUAAAGAGAUCAUUUAAACACAGUAUUUUAAUUUUAGAGAAAGAGGCCACAGAUUAACAUUCAAGCCGACCUUUAUAAAUAGGGGUUACAAAACGAAAUCGAUGAACUUUAAAAAUUAAAAUUGCCUAGAAGAAAGAAGAAAAAGCUUGAUCAAGUGGUACUCAAAAUAGGUAUCUUCUCUUCUAAAACAUCUCCAGAAAUAAUGGAAGCUGCUCAAAAGUUUGUUGAUGAACAGCUAGCUGUGCAUAAAGUGGUGGUCUUUUCCAAAAGUUAUUGUCCGUACUGUACAAUGGCUAAAGAAGCGUUGAAGGAGAUUAAAGCUGAUUAUCACCUAAUUGAGAUAGAAAACAGAAGUGAUUGUGAUGCAAUACAAGACGUGCUUUUAAAAAUGACUGGUGCUAGAAGUGUGCCACGAGUGUUUAUAAACAAGAAGUGCAUUGGUGGAGGUAGUGAAACCAAGGCAAUGAAACAAUCUGGUGAACUACAAAAAUUAAUUGCUGCGUAAUUGGAAUGAAAGGACUUUACUAUUAAAACGUAUUUAAAUGCAAUCACCAAUACACAUGCGCGUUUUUUUAAACAGUCGAGCAUGACAGGUAGAUGAUUAGUGAAAUUAUUUGAAUAAAACUAGACAUUAUAUAUAUUUAAUAGUUUUUAUUUAGAAAAUAAAAAUUAAUAAAUUACGUAGUAUGUAGAAUCGCAGGUUUGAAAAAAAUAUUUCCAAAUAA